AUGACGACUUUGACACAACUCGCUGAGCAGGCGCUCGAAUCAGCGAGAAAGCUGGAUGCUUUUGCGGAAACAAGCUUCCAAUGCGACACCCUCAGCGACCUGCCGCCGGAGCUGGAGACGGAGAGAAAGAAUCUUGUUGAUGCCUCCCAAGCAAUGAAGCGUUUGAGCCUAGGAGCUGUCGGCUCUAUGCUUGAGACGCUCUUCACGUUCACCGAUCUUCAAGCUCUUCACUACAUCUACCACAACAAGAUACCAGCAUAUGUACCAGCCGAGGGUGAUACAUCCUUCGAAGACGUCGCAAAAGCCGCAGGCGUUGAUCCGGGACCGUUGCGUCGAUUCUUGCAGCAUGCUAUGGCCAGCAACUUCUUUGUCGAGACUCGACCAGGUUUCGUAGGUCAUAGCCCAGCGUCACUUCUCCUUCGCAACGACACAGGCGCUAUGGAUACAGUCGGCUUCCUUCUCGAAGACCUUGCACCAGCAGCUUUGCAGACGGUGAGAGCAUAUGAGAAGUGGCCGAACAGCAGCGAACCCAACGAGACUGGAUUUAAUGUUGCCGAGGCCACGGAGAAGCCGUUCUAUCGCCUCCUGGCGGAUGACCCGGAGCGAUCUCGAAGAUUUGGCGCAGGCAUGAGGUUCAUGACCAAAGGCUCUCUGUACGAUCUCAGCCACCUGGUCAACGGCUACGACUGGGCUGCUCUCAAUGAUGCGAAAGCAACAGUCGUUGAUGUUGGCGGUGGCCACGGUUCCGUCAGUAUUGCCCUAGCCAAGGCCUUCCCAGCUCUAAGGUUUGUCGUUCAGGACUUGGAAGGUACUGUUCACAGCGGAAAGAAAGAACUGCCAGCCGAGCUACAGCACCAAGUCAACUUCAUGCCCCAUGACUUCUUCUCAGAGCAACCAGUACACGGCGCAGACGUCUAUUUCUUCCGUUUCAUCUUCCACAACUGGGCGGACAAGUAUGCCACCAAGAUUCUGCACGCCUUGAUCCCAGCACUGAAGCCAGGGGCACGCAUCGUCAUUUACGAGUUCCUACCAGAUGCUGUUGCAACUACGAAGUGGAGCCAGAAGCAGCCAAGGAACUUGGACAUGAUUCAAGCCUUGGGUUGGAAUAGUCUCGAGAGGACACAAGAUGACUGGGCUGCUCUGUUUGACAAGGCUGGUGCCGGGUUCCAGUUUAUUGGCACGAAGAUCCCGCCAGGGAGUGCUGUGAGUCUGAUUGAGGCUUCUUGGCGAGGCGCCGAUGUUGUGGCUGGGACCACGAUGCCGAUUAAGAGUCAGGUCAGCAAGCCCAUCGAGCUUGUCGCUGAAGCAUGA
Molecule: messenger RNA, 1311 nt
Organism: Fulvia fulva
Lineage: Eukaryota; Fungi; Ascomycota; Dothideomycetes; Mycosphaerellales; Mycosphaerellaceae
Product: O-methyltransferase AMT9
Exons: 2
Coding region: 1-1311 (436 amino acids)
Molecular function (GO): O-methyltransferase activity
Source: RefSeq, a predicted model, not a curated record